GACAGCUGAAGAGUGUGCAGAGGAGGGGACUUGGGGGGUCCAAGCUGUGCUGGUCACACCCUCAUCGCAGCACUCUGGGCCCAGGCUCCAGGCCCUCCCCCAGAGGCUUUGCACUAUUUUGGGUAGUGUAGACCCCGCCCCCACUCUGACUGAGUCCUGGCUCUCCCUCCAGCUGAAGGGGUCCUGUGGAUCUUGUUGGGGCUGCACUUGGGAUCAGGGCUUCCAGUCGCAACCAGAGUCAUGUCGAGCCGCACAGUGCCACAUGCCCACCCAGCCACUGCUGAGUACGAAUUUGCCAACCCCAGCCGCCUGGGUGAGCAGCGUUUCGGAGAAGGCCUCCUGCCAGAAGAGAUCCUGACCCCCACCCUCUACCAUGGCUACUAUGUCCGGCCUCGGGCCUCCAGAGCUGGGGAGGGCAGUAGGGCAGGGGCCUCAGAGCUCAGGCUCAGCGAGGGCAAGUUCCAGGCAUUUCUGGAUGUGAGCCACUUUACCCCAGACGAGGUGACCGUGAGAACUGUGGACAACCUGCUGGAGGUGUCGGCCCGGCACCCCCAGCGUCUGGACCGCCACGGCUUCGUGUCCCGAGAGUUCUGUCGCACCUAUGUCCUGCCAGCAGAUGUAGACCCCUGGCGGGUCCGAGCUGCCCUCUCCCAUGAUGGCAUCCUUAACUUGGAGGCACCUCGGGGUGGCCGGCAUUUGGAUACAGAAGUCAAUGAGGUCUACAUCUCCCUGCUCCCUGCGCCUCCUGACCCAGAGGAAGAGGAAGAAGUAGCCAGAGUUGAGUCCUGACUGCUGCGGUAGACCCAGCACCCAGUGAAACCCCUGUCUACAUCCCACGGUGAUUCCAGAAGUCCACCACCCCAGAGGUAGCAGCAUCCUCGGGGGGGAAAAGGAGAGAUGCAUGGUCCACAGUGUAUGGUUUGGUCCCUUGAUGUAUCAUAGGCUUUGAUUUAGUUUUGGGUAGAGCUGAAUAAACCCAAUCCUUGGGGCAUUGU
This is a messenger RNA of Phodopus roborovskii (desert hamster), 995 nucleotides long. RefSeq names its product heat shock protein family B (small) member 2 (gene Hspb2). The coding region runs from base 241 to 789 and encodes 182 amino acids. The transcript has 2 exons. The record is from RefSeq and is a predicted model, not a curated record. Gene Ontology annotation, biological process: response to heat; protein refolding. Gene Ontology annotation, molecular function: structural constituent of eye lens; protein folding chaperone. Lineage: Eukaryota; Metazoa; Chordata; Mammalia; Rodentia; Cricetidae.